UGUUCAACCUUGAAUAAAAUAUGUCCAACCUUGAACAAAAUAUAUUCAACCUUGCAUAAAAUAUGUCCAACCUUGAACAAAAUAUAUUCAACCUUGAACAAAAUAUAUUCAAGACUCACGUGACCAUAUUCAAGACUCACGUGACCAUAUUCAAGACGCACGUGACCACAAAAUUGAUGACGUAGAAUCUGUGGUACUUCUGAUGCGUUCUGUUUCACGACAUGAUUGAUUGCCUGUAUAGCCUAAACACUCAAACAUGUCAAAAGACAACGAGAAUCCGAUACAGUGGUGUCGGCCUUAAGAAUGAAAGUUCACAGAAUGUUAACUUGAUGAAGCCACUGUCCAGCCAACCAUGCCAAGAGGAAAUGCUGAUCGCGCUUUGGGUCCGAGGCCAGUUUCUGACUUUUGGUUGGCACUUGUUCGAUUCGUUGCUGAGGCCUAUCCCCAAUCCUCCACACACGACAUCAAUGUUGCAGAACAGUACCGUCGACAGCUUGAAGAACAGAUCAGAACUACAAAUGUUAUUUUCUGGCGUGCAUAUGAUCUCAUGAAUGAGGAACAGGAUUUAGCCAAACAGGCCGAUCUUGCCCAAUUUACCAAACUUGUGUGUGCAGUACUGGCCCAGCUUUUAGCAUUGAGGGAAAAAUUUGAAUUAAAGAUUUAUCAUCUCAUGAGUGAAAUUGGCCCUAGAAACUGUAAUUCAAAUUUUUCCGUCGUCAGUGGGGCUCCAUGUUUAAAUGAUGAAAACCAGUGUGGCAAUCGGCCAAGUGGAUGGCCCAGUAUUCAAAUCAACCCUGUGACUGUACAGUCUUUGAGGGAUGCUGGGUUUAAUUGGAGGUCAAUUGCCAGUAUGAUUGGAGUGAGUGAGAGGACACUGAGGAAUAGACGACAGAGCUAUGAGUUUCUUGAUUGUGAUUUAGAAUAUUCUGAAAUCACUAACAAUGAACUGGAUGAAAUUGUGACUGCAAUAAUGAAAGUGACUACUGUUUGUGGGGAAACAUUAAUGAUGGGUGCUCUUCGAUCACGAGGAUACAAAAUUCAGCGACAGCGAGUCAGGGAUAGUCUUGCUCGAGUGGAUCCUGUUGGUAGAGCACUUCGUCGAAGAUGUGUGAUUUACCGGAGACAUUACAGUGUUCCACAUCCUAAUUACAUAUGGCAUAUCGAUGGCAAUCACAAGCUGAUUGAUCCUUGGGGCUUUGUCAUUCAUGGGGGAAUUGACGGCUUCUCGAGACUCUGCACGUAUCUACGUUGUUCAAACACCAACCGCUCAUCUGUUGUCUUGGAAUGUUUUGCUGAUGCAGUUCAAGCCUAUGGCUGCCCGUCACGUGUACGUACAGAUUAUGGGACUGAAAAUGUGCUUGUUGCACGCUACAUGUUGAGUAACAAAGGACUCUACAGAGGGAGUGUGAUAACCGGAUUGUCCACUCAUAACCAGCGCAUCGAAAGGCUUUGGCGUGAUGUUGGACAGAAUGACAACUCAUUCUUUAUUGAACUAUUUGACAAUAUGGAACAUACAGGUUUGGCAGACAGGUACAACCCAGUACACAUCUCCGCUUUAAGAUACAUUUUUGUGCCGCGCAUAAACAGAGCCCUUGAUGAAUUCCGUAACCAAUGGAAUAAUCAUCCAGUUCGAACAGAGAAGCAUAAUACUCCCAACAUGCUUUUCCUUAGGGGUAUGAUGGUUCAUAAUGAUGCAUUCGAUUUGGACCUCAUCAACACCGUGGACGAAGAUGGUCCUGUGCCAGACAUUCAAACUAACAACAAUGUACAAGUUCCUGAACUGCCAUUUGAUUUAUCCGAAGACACUGUGUUACAACUCCAGACCGAAGUUGAUCCCCUUGCAGAUGAUGGCUACUUUGGUGCAAAUUUGUUCUUGUCCGCUGUGGAGAUUGUUAAUCGUCAAAUCAACAAUCAUGGUUGAUUUGACAGUGUACAUUGUUCUUUUUUAAGGCAAUUGGACAGACAUCAUGUAUUCUUGCCCAAAGAAGAAAUAACAAUAAAGAUGCAUUUGUGAAAAAUAUAUAUUCUUUGUUUUAACUUUAACUUGACUCACUGUGUCCAAAUCAGAGUGAAGCCUCAGACUCAGCUCACCAUGCGAAUUGACUAACAUGGAGGCAUGAAGCAACAGAGAAGAAAGAACACCAAACUGAACAUAAUUUCACCAGCAUUAAAAAAAUAUAAUUUCAAAAAAAAAG
Molecule: messenger RNA, 2195 nt
Organism: Lineus longissimus
Lineage: Eukaryota; Metazoa; Nemertea; Pilidiophora; Heteronemertea; Lineidae
Exons: 4
Coding region: 353-1921 (522 amino acids)
Biological process (GO): DNA integration
Molecular function (GO): nucleic acid binding
Source: RefSeq, a predicted model, not a curated record